Messenger RNA from Prunus armeniaca (apricot), 4602 nucleotides. Lineage: Eukaryota; Viridiplantae; Streptophyta; Magnoliopsida; Rosales; Rosaceae. The record is from the annotation of a GenBank genome assembly.
AUGAUUGAAGGACAUGUUGGCCUUCAAAAGAUUAUGAAGGCCACUCCUUCUAAAGCUGCUUUGGUCAUCCGAAUCAACUUGGUUUUCCUUGCUUUCUUUUUCGUUGUCUAUGCUGCCGUUCUUCUCCAGCCGUCUUCCUCCAUCUAUUAUGAGAACGCAGCUUCUCUCAUUAGGUGCUCGUUGAGAGAGUGCCAUCACAAGAUGGAUAAUGGAGUUAAGAUCAUGAAGCAAGUUUUGGAGGAGACCAAAGUCAACAUACCGAGGCCUAAGGGAAAUAUGAGCAAGAUAGAGGUACCAAGCUUUUUGAAUGGGGUUAUGGGGAAGGGGAUGAUGAAAAUUGGUAUGGUUAAUAUGGAAGAAGAUGAUGUGAGUCAGUGGAAUAGGCUAGGGCAGACCAUACCCAUCCUUUUCGACCGGGUCUCGGAUUUAUUCAAAUGGGAUGAUUUAUUCCCCGAGUGGAUCGACGAAGAGGAAGAGAGUGACGUCCCAACUUGCCCGGAGAUACCAAUGCCCGAUUUUCGAAUCUACCAAAAGAUGGACAUGGUGGUGGCAAAAUUGCCAUGCAAGUAUCCGGAAGAAGGGUGGAGGAGGGAGGUGUUUAGGCUCCAAGUUCAUCUCAUAGCGGCAAAUCUGGCUGUGAAGAAAGGAAAGAGGGAUUGGAAUAGGAAGGCAGCUAAAGUGGUGCUAUGGAGCAAGUGUAGACCAAUGUUGGAAAUAUUUAGGUGCAAUGACUUGGUGAGACAGGAAGGGAAUUGGUGGUUGUUUGAGCCAGAUAUGGCUAGGUUGCAGCAAAAGAUGUCAUUGCCUAUUGGCUCUUGCAAUUUGGCUUUGCCUAUAUGGGGACAGCAAGGAAUUGAUCAAGUGUAUGAUCUGACUAAAAUCCAAAGCACAACAAACAAACCCAAACGAGAAGCCUACGUCACAGUUCUCCACUCCUCCGCUUCCUACGUUUGCGGCGCCAUAACCCUGGCAAGGAGCCUCCUCCAAACCGGAACCAAACGCGACCUUAUCCUCCUCCUGGACGACUCUAUCCCCGCUUCCAAACGCUCCGCUCUCUCCGCCGCCGGGUGGAAGCUCCGGUUCAUCCAAAGGAUCCGAAACCCGAGAGCCGAAAACGGCACCUACAACGAAUACAACUACAGCAAGUUCCGCCUCUGGCAGCUCACCGAAUACAACAAAGUCAUCUUCAUCGACGCCGACAUCAUCGUCCUCCGCAACCUCGACCUCCUCUUCCACUUCCCCCAAAUGUCUGCCACCGGCAACGACGUGUACCUCUUCAACUCCGGCAUCAUGGUCAUCGAGCCCUCCAACUGUACGUUCAAGUUCCUCAUGGACCACCGCGAAGACAUCGUUUCGUACAACGGCGGCGACCAGGGCUACCUCAACGAGGUCUUUGUGUGGUGGCACCGGCUGCCUCGGAGGGUCAAUUUCCUGAAGAAUUUCUGGGCGAAUACGACAAUCGAGGCCAGCGUGAAGAACGAGCUGUUCGGGGCGGACCCACCAAAGCUUUACGCCAUACAUUACUUGGGGUGGAAGCCGUGGCUCUGUUACAGGGAUUAUGACUGUAACUGGGACGUGGCGGACCAGCGCGUCUACGCCAGUGACGUUGCGCACGAGCGGUGGUGGAGGGUGCACGACGCCAUGGACGGGAGGUUGCAGAGGUUUUGUGGGCUGACCAAGGUGAGAAGGACUUAUUUGGACUGGGAACGGAGAAAGGCGAGGAAAUUUGGGUUUCCUGAUGAGCAUUGGAAGAUCAAUGUCACUGAUCCUAGACGGAAGCAUUUGCAAUCUUUAAUAUCGUCUCUCCAAUCCCACUUUCCUCCCAUCGCUCCUGGUCAUUCCGAUUCGCACCUGGCAGUCCUUUCCACUUUCUUUCCUGGAAUGGAGGUUGUGAAAACUGCGGAAGUAAUGGCUUCUCCAGAAUCUUCUUCAUCCUCCCACCAUGAUAAACACUCUGGUGGGGAUGCUCCUACAAAUCCAGUAAAGCAUGACAGAGUUGGAAGUGAGAGUCAUUUGUCAACGACGGACAACUCUAAAUUAGAAACUACAAAAAGUUCUUCUGAUAGCGCAUCUGUGGAACAAAAUCAACUAGUUCCGGCAGAUAACCCAGCUUCUAGCUCAUCAACAAUAGCAAAUGGUAAAUUACCAAUUGCUGAACCUGCUUCAAGUGGCUCCUCUCUGGAACAAAAUCAACUUCUUCCAACAGAUACCCCAGCCUCAACCUCAAUGAUUACAGUCAAUAAAACAGAGAAAGAUACUCAGGAUACACCGGUGGCAGAUUCUGGUCCCAGAAAUGUCGACCAUGAUUCAAAUAGCCCAUCUCUAGAACAAAAUCAUCUUCUUCCAACAGAUACUUCAUCAUCAGCUUCAAUAACUACAGUCAAUAAAACAGAGACAUAUACUCUGGAUACUGUGGUGGAAAAUUCUGGUCCUAAGAAAGGGAACAAUGUUGUGACGUCCACUUCGCGUUCUCUGCCCAAUAUAAAGGUUGCCAGAAAUAAUGUUACAAAAUCUGAAGCCAGUUAUUCUCCUAAGAGUGCGAAGCUGGCUUAUGUGAACAAUGUAGUGUCAUCACCCAAAGUAAAGUUCGCUAGCUUUUCUGCGAGAAAAUCAGGAGCCAUUGAUUCUCCUAAGAGUGCUAAGAACAGAGGUCUUAUUGAUACAACUGCUCCUUUUGAAUCCGUUAAAGAAGCUGUUUCCAAAUUUGGAGGAAUUGUUGAUUGGAAAGCCCAUAGGAUCCAAACUGUGGAGAGACGCAAGAUUGUGGAGCAAGAACUUGAGAAAGCACAGGAGGAGAUUCCUGAGUAUAGGAAACAAUCAGAGGCUGCUGAAAAAGCAAAGGUUCAAGUAUUGAAGGAGCUGGACAGCACUAAGAGAUUCGUGGAAGAAUUGAAGCUCAACCUGGAGAGAGCACAAACAGAAGAACAACAGGCAAAACAAGACUCAGAACUUGCCAAACUAAGGGUGGAGGAGAUGGAACAAGGUAUUGCUGAUGAAGCUAGUGUUGCAGCCAAGGCACAGCUUGAGGUUGCUAAGGCGAGGCAUACGGCUGCAGUGACAGAGCUGAAAUCUGUUAAAGAGGAGCUGGAAGCACUGCACAAGGAAUAUGCUUCUUUAGUGACUGAGAAGGACAUGGCUAUUAAAAAAGCUGAAGAGGCCAUUUCUGCAUCCAAGGAAGUCGAGAAAACUGUGGAAGAACUGACUAUUGAGCUGAUUGCCACAAAGGAGUCAUUAGAGGCUGCGCAUGCUGCCCAUUUGGAAGCAGAGGAGCAAAGGAUUGGAGCAGUCAUGGCCAAGGAACAAGAUUCUCUUCACUGGGAGAAGGAGUUGAAGCAGGCAGAAGAGGAGCUUCAGAAAAUUAGCCACCAAAUUCUGUCAGCUAAGGAUCUCAAGUCAAAACUAGACACAGCCUCAGCCCUGCUACUUGAUUUAAAAUCUGAAUUAUCUGCAUAUAUGGAAUCAAGAUUGAAGGUGGAAAGUGAUGGAGGACACUUGAAAGAUGAGCUACAGGAACCAGGGAUGAAAACUCAUACCGAUAUACAAGCAGCAGUUGCUUCUGCAAAGAAGGAGCUUGAGGAAGUGAAGCUCAACAUAGAGAAAGCAGUUGCUGAAGUAAAUUGCUUGAAGGUGGCUGCCACAUCAUUAAAAUCGGAACUUGAAAGUGAGAAAUCAGCUCUUGCCACCAUUGGGCAGAGAGAAGGAAUGGCAUCGGUGGCUGUUGCAUCUCUUGAAGCUGACCUGGAGAAGACUAGGUCUGAAAUAGCUGUUGUUCAGAUGAAGGAGAAAGAAGCCAGAGAGAAGAUGGUGGAGCUACCCAAAGAAUUACAGCAAGCAGCACAAGAGGCUGACCAGGCAAAGGUACUUGCUGAAACGGCUGUUGAAGAGCUUCGCAAGGCAAGGGAAGAAGCAGAGCAAGCAAAGGCUGGAGCGAGUACUAUGGAAAGUAGAUUACUCGCAGCACAAAAGGAAAUAGAAGCGGCAAGGGCUUCGGAAAAGUUGGCGUUAGCAGCAAUUAAAGCUUUGCAAGAGAGUGAACAAGCUAGAAGCAGCAAUGAUUCACCCAUUGGGGUAACGCUUUCUAUAGGGGAGUAUUAUGAGCUCAGCAAACGGGCCCAUGAGGCAGAAGAACAGGCAAACACAAGAGUUGCAGCUGCAAAUUCCCAAAUCGAAGUGGCCAAGGAGUCUGAGCUGAGAAGCUUGGAAAAGUUGGAUGAAGUGAUUCAGGAAAUAGCUGCGAGAAAAGAAGCACUCAAGAUCGCAAUGGAGAAGGCUGAGAAGGCCAAGGAAGGGAAGUUGGGUGUUGAACAGGAGCUGAGAAGUUGGAGGGCUGACCAUGAGCAACAAAGAAAGCUUGGUGAAUCUGGCCAGGCAGCAGUAAAUCCCACUAAAAGCCCAAGGGCUAGUUUUGAGGGAAGGAAAGAAUCUAAGAACUUUGAUCGGGCGCCUUCUGCUGUGUCUUCAAGCCCCAAGUAUGGACUUGGAAGCCCCAUUGAAACUAAUGCGCCAGAAGCAAAGCAUGGAAAGAAGAAAAAGAAGUCCUUCUUCCCACGGAUUUUUAUGUUUUUGGCCAGAAGAAAGGCACAUCAAAACAAGUCAACGUAA